AUGAAGGGCCAAAAUAAUCAAUACCCCUUAAACUCUGUUUCCAAGUUUUUUAAUGUUCAAUUUCACUUUAUUCAGUUUCUUUCCUAUAUCCUAAUUCUGGGCUUUGGUAUAACCAUUGGGGUUAUCCUUAGUUUUUAUCUUAAAGACUGCAACUUUAGUUUACAAUUCACGCAGUUGUCACUCUCUUCCUUUCCGCGAGCACCACCCUUGCCGACACCAACUACAAAACCAGAAAUAUCUAAUCAAACUCAAAUUCAGUCCCAAGUUCAAACUCAGACAGAAAUUCAAACUCAAACUCAAACUCAAACUCAAACUGAAAGUAGCCACGUAGGAUUGAGGGAUUUCCUUAAGCCUCCUCAUGUUGUGCAUGAUAUGGAUGAUGAGGAAUUGCUAUGGAGAGCUUCGAUGACAGCAAAGAUCCCUGAUUACCCGUUUGAUCGUGUUCCAAAGGUUGCCUUCAUGUUCUUGACAAGGGGUCCUGUGUUUUUGGCACCUUUGUGGGAGCAAUUCUUCAAAGGGCAUGAAGGGUUGUACUCAAUUUAUGUGCACUCCAAUCCAUCAUACAAUGGAUCACGCCCGGAGAGUCCUGUGUUUGAAGGUCGGAGAAUUCCCAGUAAGGAAGUUGAAUGGGGCAAUGUGAACAUGAUUGAAGCUGAACGUCGCUUGCUGGCGAAUGCACUUCUUGAUAUCUCAAACCAACGCUUUGUACUGUUAUCAGAGUCAUGCAUACCACUCUUCAACUUCUCAACCAUCUACACCUACUUGAUGAACUCUACCCAAAAUUAUGUCAUGGCUUUUGAUGAUCCGAGUUCUGUUGGCCGAGGCCGAUAUAGCAUCCAGAUGUUGCCUGAGAUCUCCCUAAACCAAUGGAGAAAAGGGUCCCAAUGGUUUGAAAUGGACAGAGAGCUUGCACUAGAAGUAGUAUCUGACAGAAAAUACUUCCCAGUUUUUCAAGAGUACUGCAAAGGUUCAUGUUACGCCGAUGAACAUUACUUGCCAACGUAUGUGAGCAUUAAGUUUUGGGAGGGUAAUUCAAAUAGGAGUUUGACUUGGGUUGACUGGUCAAAGGGUGGUCCACACCCAGCUAAAUUUCUGAGGUCGGAGAUUACUGUUCAGUUCUUGGAGAGUUUAAGGAAUCAGAAAUGCAAGUAUAACGGAGAUAGCAUGAAUGUGUGUUUUCUGUUUGCUAGGAAGUUUGCCCCUAGUACUGUGUCAAAGCUGACGAAGAUUGCACCCAUGGUAAUGCAUUUCUAG
Sphenostylis stenocarpa is the source of this 1254-nucleotide messenger RNA. NCBI's taxonomy places the organism in Eukaryota, Viridiplantae, Streptophyta, Magnoliopsida, Fabales, Fabaceae. The record is from the annotation of a GenBank genome assembly.